GGGGAAUUUGCAAGAUCAGCUCUUACAACUACAACCGCUUCUACCAAGGAGUUACAAUGCAACAGCAGAAUAUUGGCAAGCGCAAAGAGCUUAAGGAAUCACCUCGAGAAAUGGUCAAGUUACAUUAGGGGCUUAAACCCGAGACCUCCUAGCGAGAAGGGAGGACAUAUGCUGUUUGAGUUACGACUCAUUGGCAUAAAUUAAUCACUGUUCAACAAAAUUUAAGCAAGAAAAUGGGCCCAAUCGCUGAAGCUGGCCUUGGGUCUAGCAAAUCCAAACGACCCAUGAUAGGAACUUUUGUAUUAGUAUAUGACCAAAAACCAGUAAGGUGCUGUGGCUUGUGUAUUAUUUGUAUUUCACAUGACAUGAGGUAUUGCACGUUCUAAUGCUGUUUAUGCCAAGCACAAGAGGUAGAUUGAUGCGUUACCUUUCUUUUGGCCCCGGAAAUUGAUGCAUAUUAUAUAAUAUUUACUACUGACCACAACACUGCAAGGCAUCUAUUUAAAAACUGAGAUAUAACAAUCAAACUGUAGUGAGGAGUGAGCAGCUCUAAUUUGUGUGUGUCAAUUUUUAAACGGACAUAGUCUCUUUAUUUUCUGUCAUUACAUUAUAUGCUGAGUCGUUUUACCUUGGUUUUUUUUUUUUUUCCUUUUUAAGCACAAAAGUAGGUAAAGACAGAAAAUCACGGGAAUGAAACUGUUUAUUUGUCAUGAUCCUCUAUGUUGGCUAGCCAUGGCUGCAGAACCUUUUUAUAAGGGGGCUUGUGAGUUAUGUGUUUGUCUAUUCUGUCAUAUCACAUAUGCCUCCAAAAUCUAUACAAUAUAGUAUUUCUUGAUUUGUCAUAAUUGGACACAAUACAUGCACAAUUCUCGGUCAAAAAAGAAGCAUUUAGACCCUAUGUUUGCUUCUUUUUCAUUACAAUCUGUGCCUUCACUACUUCAAAUUAGUAUUUCAUCCAGAGAGUCAGUAACUGCAUCAUGGAGAUGAAUUUGAACUCUUGUUCCUAUGAAAAUCCUGCACAAGCUGAGGAUAGGGUAGAAGAAAUCAUGCACUUUGACGAGUCUCUCAAGGAGCUAAGGGCGCUGCGGUCUCAGCUUCACGACGCUGCAGAGUAUUGUGAAGCAACAUUCCUGAACAGCAAAGAGAGAAGCAUUGUGGUGGAAAAUACAAAGGACUACAUACGCAAGACAAUGGUCACUGUUGUUGAUCAUCUUGGAAAUGUCUCAGCUAAACUUGAUGGCCUUAUUUCUCAGACAAAUGCGUUUUCUGAAGCUGAGUCACGAGUCCAAUGCCUCAAACAAAGACUCCUCUCAUGCGAACAAUAUGCUCAUACAACUGGUCUUUCAAAAAUGCAAUUUUGCGACAACGUGAAAAGGUAUCAUAAACGUUAUCUAUCAUCACCACCUUCCCUUGAGAGAUCAAACAAAGACAAAUUAAGAGAUUCUGAAAAUCAAAAUCCACCAAAGACUGAAGAAAAACAUGUACCAGAGGCUCUUGUGGAUUUGCCACUUUUUAUGUAUACUUGCAAACCAUGCCCAGCUUCUAAGUUGAAGCAAACAACCGCUUCAAACAAGGGACAUCACAACCUGGCCACCGUGGUACCUGUUCAGGAUGGUUUAGAAGUCUUAACAAAAGUUCCAAAUUCCUCAUUUCAUUUCCAUAGUACCCAGAAGGUUGGACGCCACAGAAGAUCCUCGCAUGGUAGUGACCUCUUAUGGCGCAUGCGACGUUCUAGACGAAUCCAGUGAAAGACUUGACACCAUAUUCACCUGUUAGUUCCUUAAGGGAAAAUGUUAUUCUUUUCCUUUUUUUGGUCCUUGUAUCACAUUCCCUGCUCUUCUUCACGUAUGACAAUGCAGUGUUAAUUAAAGUGUCUUAUGUAGUAAGCAAAUAUUUGUAUAAUUGCGGUGUGAUUCUGGAAUAGUGCGAAAUUUUAACUACAAAAUAGGGUAAAUAUCUUCACAACAAAAAAUUAUUGUGGCAGGUUCCACAAUUUAUGUUUUGCUCCAACAAUUUUCUGUUUAUUCUGUUACAAUACAUGAUGAUGAUAUCACAUGUAAUUGUUGCAAUUCCAAACUCACAGCAUGUGAGUUGUAACC
Messenger RNA from Arachis duranensis, 2099 nucleotides. RefSeq names its product probable protein ABIL5. The transcript is spliced from 10 exons. The coding region runs from base 978 to 1748 and encodes 256 amino acids. Lineage: Eukaryota; Viridiplantae; Streptophyta; Magnoliopsida; Fabales; Fabaceae. The record is from RefSeq and is a predicted model, not a curated record.